CCGGAAUCAUCCUCUGGCCCUGGAGCUGCUGCUGCUGCUGCUGCUUUUGCUUUUGGGGCUGAGUUUAAUAAGCGAGCGGGCGAGCAAGCGAGCGCGGGGGAAAAAGGCAGAGAAUGUCCGCCAUCUACCCUCCGUUCCUGGGCGCGCUCUCAUUCAUAGCAGCCUCUUCAUGAAUUACAGCUGAGGGGGGGCGGGGGAGGGGGGUACCACACAACACCCCAGCAAACCUCCGGGCCCCCAGGCAUGGCUAGCUCGUGUGCCGUGCAGGUGAAGCUGGAGCUGGGGCACCGCGCCCAGGUGAGGAAAAAACCCACAGUGGAGGGCUUCACCCACGACUGGAUGGUGUUCGUGCGCGGCCCGGAGCACAGUAACAUACAGCACUUUGUGGAGAAAGUCGUCUUCCACUUGCACGAAAGCUUUCCUAGGCCAAAAAGAGUGUGCAAAGAUCCACCUUACAAAGUAGAAGAAUCUGGGUAUGCUGGUUUCAUUUUGCCAAUUGAGGUUUAUUUUAAAAACAAGGAAGAACCUAAGAAAGUCCGCUUUGAUUAUGACUUAUUCCUGCAUCUUGAAGGCCAUCCACCAGUGAAUCACCUCCGCUGUGAAAAGCUAACUUUCAACAACCCCACAGAGGAUUUUAGAAGAAAGUUGCUGAAGGCAGGAGGGGACCCUAAUAGGAGUAUUCAUACCAGCAGCAGCAGCAGCAGCAGCAGCAGUAGCAGCAGCAGCAGCAGCAGCAGCAGUAGUAGUAGCAGUAGCAGCAGCAGCAGCAGCAGUAGCAGCAGCAGCAGCAGCAGUAGCAGCAGCAGCAGCAGUAGUACCAGUUUUUCAAAGCCUCACAAAUUAAUGAAGGAGCACAAGGAAAAACCUUCUAAAGACUCCAGAGAACAUAAAAGUGCCUUCAAAGAACCUUCCAGGGAUCACAACAAAUCUUCCAAAGAAUCCUCUAAGAAACCCAAAGAAAAUAAACCACUGAAAGAAGAGAAAAUAGUUCCUAAGAUGGCCUUCAAGGAACCUAAACCCAUGUCAAAAGAGCCAAAACCUGACAGUAACUUACUCACCAUCACCAGUGGACAGCAAGAUAAGAAGGCUCCUAGUAAGAGGCCCCCCAUUUCAGAUUCUGAAGAACUCUCAGCCAAAAAAAGGAAAAAGAGUAGCUCAGAGGCUUUAUUUAAAAGUUUUUCUAGUGCACCACCACUGAUACUCACUUGUUCUGCUGACAAAAAACAGAUAAAAGAUAAGUCUCAUGUCAAGAUGGGAAAGGUCAAAAUUGAAAGUGAGGCAUCAGAAAAGAAGAAGUCAGCGUUACCGCCAUUCGAUGACAUCGUGGAUCCCAAUGAUUCAGACGUGGAGGAGAAUAUGUCCUCUAAAUCUGAUUCCGAGCAGCCCAGUCCUGCCAGUUCCAGCUCCAGCUCCAGCUCCAGCUUCACACCGUCCCAGACCAGGCAACAAGGUCCUUUAAGGUCUAUAAUGAAAGAUCUGCAUUCUGAUGACAAUGAGGAGGAAUCAGAUGAGGCAGAGGAUAAUGACAACGACUCAGAAAUGGAAAGACCUGUAAAUAGAGGAGGCAGCAGAAGUCGCAGAGUUAGCUUAAGUGAUGGCAGUGAUAGUGAAAGCAGCUCUGCUUCUUCGCCCCUACAUCAUGAACCUCCACCACCAUUAUUAAAAACCAACAACAACCAGAUUCUUGAAGUGAAGAGUCCAAUAAAGCAAGGCAAAUCGGAUAAGCAGAUAAAGAAUGGUGAAUGUGACAAGAGACUCUGUUGGAGAAAGGCAUACCUGGACGAGCUGGUGGAGCUUCACAGAAGGUUGAUGACGCUGAGGGAAAGACACAUUCUGCAACAGAUUGUGAACCUUAUAGAAGAAACUGGACACUUUCAUAUCACAAACACAACAUUUGAUUUUGAUCUUUGCUCGCUGGACAAAACUACAGUCCGUAAACUACAGAGUUACCUGGAAACAUCUGGAACAUCCUGAGGAUACAACUGGAUGCAUCAAAAACUAUUGCUCUUUUUUUUUUUUUUUUUUUUUGGUUGUGAUUUUUUUUGUUGUUGUUGUUGUUUAUAUGAAAACACUCAGAAUGAUGCAACCAAAAGGGAAAAAAUAAAAAUCAAACAACCUUCAGCUUUAUUUUCCUUUAAAGCCAGUCAUCAUCUCUUGAUAAAGGAGAGGUUAAGCAAACCAGCCUCAGCGGACCACUCUUCUCUCCAAGGAAAUCCCCGGGAAGAGUUAGCCUGGAUAGCCUUGAAAACAAACAAAGCAAACACAACACAAGAAAACUUAAAGAAUGUGUAUGUUAUCAUGUCUCUCCGUGGUGGUUCAUUCCACAGGAUGAACGCAUACUCAACACACUGCCUUAUUACAUAACUGAUCUAUUUAUUAUCGCAUACAGAUAUUCUAAAGUCGUUGAGGGAAUGACACCACCAGACACUAUGAGUACUUGGUCCCGUGGAUGCUCUUUCAAUGCAGCACCCUUGCCAUCCCAAGCCCAGUGACCUUACUUGUACACCGUGCCACUUUCCACCAACUUUUUCCAAGUCCUUUAACUCGUUGCAGUCUGUAUUUUCCACCUUUUGUUUUUCCUGUUCCAGGACACAAAUUUUCAACUGGGGGGACCAAAUAGCCACUUUGAUUUUCUUCUUUGUGGUCUUUUUCCUGAAAGUGGGGGCCAGACCUUGGCUGUAUCCAUGUAAUGAUCUUGGACCAUGGUAGAAAAGGCACCAAAUAGGAUCAUAUGACUUGCUGUCUAGCCUUAGUCGGUAAACCCGUAGGACUUAUAACAAGAGCGUACCUGUAAAUGUCCUGACUGCAGCAUUGUUGAGCUGUCAUUGACAUUCUUGUGUCUGUUUUACUGUAAUAAUAUUAGGUAAAUAUGGAAGUAAAGGCAUUCCGCAGGAUCAGCAUUUGGAAAAAGGAAAAAAAAAAAAAAAGAAUUCCAGCCCUGUUUUCUAAAGAAAUGUAGAAAUUCUUAACUUGGAUCUAUUUAUUAGAGGUUCAGCUCUCUUCAGCUGCCAGCGUGGCUCAUCUUUAUUGUAAAACCAGGAAUCAGAUUUUUGUUUGUUCACAUAUGAUUCUCUUAAACUAUUUUAUAUUUGAAAAAUUAAAAUCUUUCUUUGGGGGAAAAAAUCUUGGUUAUUCUGCCAUCAAAGACUGUGUAUUAACUUGUAGAUUCAGUGGUUCGAUACCUGUUUAGUCCCUUGCUAAUGUUUCCAGAAGGAUUUCCUGUAUUGGUGAAAGUAAAGAUGGUUGGGGAGGGGGGGAUAUUUUUGUUCUUGUACCCUUGUUUUGGAACUAGAAUUCUGUCCUGUGGCAUGCAAAAGAAAGCAAAUUAUUUUUAAAAGAAAAAAAAAAAAAACCAAAUUACUUUUUGGUGUCAUUAUUCUAUCCUCUCCAUAAAUG
Molecule: messenger RNA, 3396 nt
Organism: Sciurus carolinensis (gray squirrel)
Lineage: Eukaryota; Metazoa; Chordata; Mammalia; Rodentia; Sciuridae
Gene: Mllt3
Product: MLLT3 super elongation complex subunit
Exons: 12
Coding region: 244-1974 (576 amino acids)
Biological process (GO): regulation of DNA-templated transcription
Cellular component (GO): super elongation complex
Source: RefSeq, a predicted model, not a curated record